Molecule: messenger RNA, 2054 nt
Organism: Drosophila innubila
Lineage: Eukaryota; Metazoa; Arthropoda; Insecta; Diptera; Drosophilidae
Product: serine protease gd
Exons: 6
Coding region: 142-1857 (571 amino acids)
Biological process (GO): proteolysis
Molecular function (GO): serine-type endopeptidase activity
Source: RefSeq, a predicted model, not a curated record
UAAGGAAAGGGUCAAAUAAUAAAAUGUUUUUAGAGAGACGUAACUGCACACUAUUGCACACGAUUUGCAUCUGAUGAAGAUUUUAAUGAGGUAAGAUCUAACUUAACUGUGUUAAGAAAUACUCAUACAGGAGCAGUAAAGAUGAAAGUGAAUAUCACAACCAUUUUGCUUAUAUGCUUUGAGCAAUUUACUAAGACUAUUGCCCAAGGUAUGCCAAUUAGUCCGUGCCCAAAGAUUUUUCAAUACAGAUUCGACGGAAAUGAAUGGUUUGGUAUAAUUGCCGUCCGUAAUCCUGAGGUUCAAGGUCUGCAGAUUCGGGUAUUACUCUCAAUGCGGGGCAAGCCAACAACGAAUUAUCUUGGCGAAAUAGAGCUACUUACUCGGGGACAAUUCACAGCCCAUGCGCCGGUGCUUUACAAAAUCCGAUUUCCAAAACAUAAUUUCCCUCCCAAACUUGUACUCAUUUCUACAAACAAUCAAGUCAUUUGUUUUGGAUCUGCAGAUCAUAGUACUUUUAUGACACAAAUUCAACUGGAGCAUACACGAAAGCUUACAUUCAUACCAGAUAUAAAGUCGUCAAGUCUAAUUGAGCCCACAAUGCAGAUCGAAUCAGGAAAGGCAGUUGGUAAGGAGACGCCAUCAAAACAUGAGUUUGGCUCUAAACCUCUGCCGCACAUCCAGUUUAAGAAAAACCCAUUUCAUUCGAUGAUGGAAACCUGUGGCAAGAUUGAUAAAAGUUUUGACUUCCGAUUGCCUAAACGAAGGCAACGUCAAAUCACCUCAACUCCUGAUUUAAGUUCAGAAGGAAAUACAUCUGCCAAUGAUGAGCUUAGAAUAAGCCCUGAUGACAUUCGCAAAUUUCCAGUUUUUGUCUCCCCCGACGACUACGGCAACGAUAGCGGCGGAAAUGUCCUAGAUGAGGUCGAUGUGGAUGAGAACAACUCAGUUGACUCAAUAAUUUUUAUUGAUGGGCAAAGCACUUCGUCUAGCAACAGUUUACCUUCCAUAACACGCGGUGCCUGGCCCUGGCUAGCGGCAAUAUAUGUAAAUAAUGUCACAUCUCUCGACUUUCAAUGUUGCGGUACGCUUAUUUCGGCGCGCGUAGUUAUAAGCUCAGCGCACUGCUUCCAAAUGUUCAAUCAACGUUAUACGGCCAAUGAACUGCUUGUAUUUUUGGGUAGGCAUAAUCUAAAAAACUGGAAUGAGGAGGGCUCCUUGGCAGCUCCCGUGGAUGGUAUUUACAUACACUCUGAUUACAAUAGACAUAUAAGUGACUACGAUGCGGAUAUCGCAGUCCUCAUACUCAAGGAUGAAGUGCGGUUCAACACGUUCAUACAGCCAGUUUGUCUGUGGUCGGGAUCCACCAAAACGGAAAACAUAGUGGGAGAGCAUGGUAUUGUAAUUGGUUGGAGUUUUGACAGAUCCAAUUCAACGACAUUAUCACAGGCUGCACCGAAUACAUUUGCGUCUUCAAGCGAUGCUGAAUCAGAAAUUAGUAACAGCAAACCAAAGGUACUUAAAGCGCCCAUCGUUUCCAACGAAGUGUGCUUUAAGUCAAACGAAGACUUUCGCAACCUUUCGUCAAACCGCACUUUUUGUGCCGGCAUCCUGGUGGACUCCAGUGUCCUCAGACAAGGUUGGCCUGGCGCCACUAGCAUAUAUACCGGCAUUUCCGGCGCCGGACUUAUGAUAAUGAAGAACAAUCGUUGGAUGCUCCGGGGUACUGUAUCAGCGACCUUACCCGUUGUGCCCAGGAGAUCACACAUAGAUGAUUCAGGUCCUUGUUGCAGCAAGCAAUAUAUCAUUUAUGCUGACGUAGCUAAGUUUAUUGAUUGGAUAAUGGCAUUUAUUAUUUAGUUUUUGAAGAUUGCUUAACGUAAUUUUAUCGUAUAGCAUUUGAAUGUUAAUUGAAUUUAAAUUACUUAUAUGCUUUGAUAAAUUUUGGUAGGUGCACCACGUCAUUUGUAGACAUGCUUUUGCUUGACGUGCAAAAUAGCUUAAGCCACCUCAGAAGUUGUGGAUUUACAUGUAUAUAAUAAAAGUGUCUACCUGAA